GGGCAUUGAUUCAGACUAUUCAAGGUUCGUGGAAUAGUCGGACGCGCCAACGGAGCACUUUUAUGGAUGUAAACCUAUAGACAUGUAGGUAAACCUGGCGCGUCCAUGCGCCUAAAGGAAUACAUGUGGGCUCGACUUGUAGCAUUUUUGGGCAGACGUGAUUAUUUUCUCAGCAUAUAGCAGCCUAAAUUACUCGGUGAUGUUUAAAGCAGGAACGGAGUGGCAGUCAAAUUAGAUUAUUGGAUUUGCUGAAACAGAUUACGCCUGUUUCCUCCACGACACAGAAAACAGCAUAGGAAAAAAAUCCACCGUUGAAAUCGUCUAGGAUAAUAAGGGAGAAAGCUGCAGUGUGUGGACUGAAGGGAGAGGUGUAAUCCGCCCUGAGGACGAGAGCAGAAGGGAGGCUAAUGCCACUGGUGCAGACCAGCCAAGACUGACAGGCAGCCAUGUUAACCAGCUUCGUGGAGGGCCUCCUAUGCUGCCUCACAGGAAAAUCGGCCAACGCGGUGGUCCCCAUAGAAACGUCGGAACCCGCCGACGGCUAUGAGUUUGUGGAGGCGAAGCCGGGCCGCGUCCUGCGAGUCAGACACAUCGUCCCGGAGCGGCCGGUGGUGGAGGAGCCCGGCGGCCAGGGCGGCAGCGUGAGCUGCAAACGGAAGAUCACGGUGUACCGGAACGGCCAGCUGCUGAUCGAGAACCUGGGGGAGGCAGGGAAGCAGGACCCGCUGCAGGGCCAGAACGGAGAGCCCGGCAGCACUGCGGAGGUGGAGCUCACGGACUGCAACAGCGCCAGCCCCUCAGCCAGCCCUCCGGGGCCCGAGAGCGGGGAGGCAGGGGGAGCCGGGGCCGGGGAAGAACCAGGGGCAGGGGUCAAACCGACCCCAGACCAGUCCGAUCAGCCCCAGCAAACGCGGAAGCGCAGACGGAAGCCCAAGCGCACGGUGGUGAUAGAUUGCGAGAGGAAGAUCACUUCCUGUAAGGGCACGCACGCCGACGUGGCGCUGUUUUUCGUGCACGGCGUCGGCGGCUCUCUGGACAUCUGGGGCAGCCAGCUGGACUUUUUUUCGCAGCUCGGCUACGAGGUCGUCGCCCCGGACCUGGCGGGCCACGGGUCGAGCUCGGCGCCGCAGAUCGCGGCGGCGUUCACCUUCUACGCUUUGGCCGAGGACAUGAGGGUAAUCUUCAACAGAUACGCGCGGAAGAGGAAUAUUCUCAUUGGACACUCUUAUGGGGUGUCCUUCUGCACCUUCCUGGCCCACGAGUACCCCGAGCAGGUCCACAAGGUGGUGAUGAUCAACGGGGGGGGGCCCACGGCCCUGGAGCCCAGCCUCUGCUCCAUCUUCAACCUGCCCACCUGCGUCCUGCACUGCCUCUCCCCCUGCCUGGCCUGGAGCUUCCUAAAGGCGGGGUUCGCCCGCCAGGGCGCCAAGGAGAAGCAGCUUCUGAAGGAGAACAACGCCUUCAGCGUGUCCUCGUUCGUCCUGCGGGCCAUGAUGAGCGGCCAGUACUGGCCGGAGGGCGACGAGGUGUAUCACGCCGAGCUGACCGUGCCCACGCUGCUGGUGCACGGCAUGCACGACAAGUUUGUCCCCGUGGAGGAGGACCAACGCAUGGCAGAGAUCCUGCUUCUGGCCUUCCUGAAGAUCAUCGAUGACGGCAGCCACAUGGUGAUGAUGGAGUGUCCGGAGACCGUCAACACCCUGCUCCACGAGUUCUUCCUCUGGGAGCCCGAUGUGAAGCCCAGGCCCCGGCCGGAGACGGCCAAGGCCCGGCCGGAGACGGCCAAGGCCCUCUCGGACCCGGGCAGGGCGGGCUCGGACCCGUCUCGACCCCAGACUGCCAUAGCGUCCUCGGCCAGCAACGGGCAGACCCAGAGGACUUCGGAGAGCAAGAACAAGAAAAAGUAACCUCAGAUUGACCUGGAUGUAACCCGGUCUAAGCUGAGACGACUAGCAGGGUGUACUGUUCAACAGAGAUGGUUGUGCUAAGCAUAGUCUCCUCAGACUCUAAGAACUGGUCUGAGCCAGUUGGAACAGGUUUUUCAAACCGGUUUCUGCUCACAUUGGCGUACGAGGAGAUGGAAGCCAAAACGUGGUGUCUGACGGGGCCUGGAUCGGGUCCAGGUCUCAAGACCCAAGCAGAAGGGCAGGACCAGGGGGUGGUACCGAGGGCUGCCCUCACCAGGUGCCCUUAUCCAGGGACAGGCCUUUGGGGGUUGGUGUAGGACCGAGGACUAGGAGCACAGAGAGGUGCUAUCACUCUGCUGCAGCCGAGGCUGAUCCCGGUCACAGUGUGCGUUGCUUGUGACGUUGGUGAGGAUGUCCGUGCUGCCCUAUCCGGAUGUGGCCUGCCGGUGCUGCAGGAUUAAUGAGGUAGAUGGAGGGGGGGGUGGGGGGGGGGGGGCGGCUAAGAGGCACAGAGAGGACGGAAGUCGCAGCAGGGGAAGUAGAUCAUGUGACUUCCCUGACCACUCAGACCAAGGCUUUUCCAAUCAAUCAAUCAGUCAGCUAAGACACUAUAGAUUGUAUCAAUUGAAAUUGGAUUGAUAAAACGAAUCAGUGUGAAUGUACCAAAUCUGUCUAUCAUUUA
Osmerus eperlanus (European smelt) is the source of this 2589-nucleotide messenger RNA. RefSeq names its product abhydrolase domain containing 8b (gene abhd8b). The transcript is spliced from 6 exons. Gene Ontology annotation, molecular function: catalytic activity. Bases 447 to 1907 code for a protein of 486 amino acids. Lineage: Eukaryota; Metazoa; Chordata; Actinopteri; Osmeriformes; Osmeridae. The record is from RefSeq and is a predicted model, not a curated record.